AAGAAGUCUGCAAAAGUCUGCAAUGCUACACAUCCAAACAGAAGCAAAUACGAGUAUAUAGAACUUUUGGGUCUAUUGACUUUGGGCUACCGUUGAUUUGCCCGCUUCUUGGACAUGGACACUACGCACACUCGACACCUUCCAUUUUUUCCCUCACAUGAGUGUCAGUCCAGGGUGUGCGCUCGUGCACUGCCCCAGCUCUGGACGACUACUGGUAAGGGGAUAAAAAGGAAGUACUCGAACCCGGACCCGUUUGGUUGCAUUCUGGAGUGCGUCUCAAGGCAUCUCAUUAAUAGACUUCAAGCUCUGCUCUGCUGUCCCCAUAUCGGACGCCACACCUAACAUGAAAAUAUCGAUAAAAAUACCGACGUUAGGUCCCAGGAAUAUGGCAUCGUACCUAAAAACGGUUCAAGUGUUUAUGUAUCUUAAACAAGCUCACACAAUGUACCACCAGGAGUAGUAUGUCCCCGUAAAAGGGGGAUGUUAAAAAUAGCCUAAGAAUCUCAGCCUCAUUAGUCACGUGUGUGUGGUUCUCGGGGUGGAUUUUUCCAAUAGACCGUUAAACGUAUCGAUCGAUUGACUUUAUGUUGAGGAUGUUCGCUGAACUUGGAGGUCUGUCGGUUCUGGUUUUGGGCGCAGAGUUCCGACUCUUGGUCUACUCAGGUCUACUCCACAAAGCUGUAUUGAUCCUUUCCAUCCAUAAUCUAUGUAUUCACGAGUUCACCAAUGCAAUGGGCGGGAACUCAUCAGUGCUCAAUCAGUGCAUAUGUUAUCAACGCUUGUCCGCGUUCCAAUUCCUUUAAAUACCGACCACUCCAGCACAACCACUGCACAACUUCAAACGAUUACUAUAAGUUGCUUUAUAGAGGCUUUGAUUCUGGCACACACAGAAGAAAAAAAAUGCCACCAGCAAACUCUACCGAUCAGCUGGUGCAAUUCGAAUCGUUUAUCCGUGUGCCGGAAAUAUUCUUCACCAUGAUCGGUGUGGCCCGGUACGGUGAACCGCGGCGAACGCUUCAGGCACACCUCAAGCAGCUGCUGUUCUGGAGCUCGUGCGCCAACACCGGCUUCUGUCUGAUCAUCGAGCACAUCUACUUCGUGAAGGCGGCGGGUAAUUUUACCAACUUUCUUCAACUAACGGCACUGGCACCGUGCAUGGGCUUUACCGCCCUGUCCUUCGUGAAGAUCAUGACGAUCCAGCUGAACGGAACGAAGCUAACGGACAUGCUGCACCGGCUCGAGGCACUGUUCCCGAAGUCGGCAGCCCUCCAGGAGCGGUACGGCGUGUUUCAGUACAACCGCGAAUCGGAGGUGGUGAUGAAAUCGUUCUCCAUCCUGUACAUGACCCUGAUCUGGAUGUUUAACUUGCUGCCGCUGGUAUCGAUGGUGGCGGGCUACUGUGCCGAUGGGACGUGGCACAAGCAGUUGCCGUACUUUAUGUGGUACUGGUACGAUUGGCACGAGCCCGGCUACUUCGAGGUGACCUUCCUGCACCAGAACUGGGGUGGAUUCGUGUCGGCCGUGUUUUACCUCUCGACCGAUCUGAUGUUCUGCGCCAUUGUGCUGCUGGUCUGCUUGCAGUUCGACAUUGUGGCGUACCGGUUGAAGCAUGCGCGCCCGGGUGACCAGCAGGAGCUGCACGAGUGUGUGCGCAUUCAUCAGGCGGUGAUCGAGCUGUGCAGUGAGCUGGAGCACAUGUUCUCACCGUCCCUGCUGGUUAACUUCCUUAGCAGUUCGGUCAUUAUCUGUCUGGUGGGGUUUCAGGCCACGGCCGGUAUAACGCCGGCCGAUCUGUUUAAGUUUGUGCUGUUUCUCGUCUCCUCGCUGGUGCAGGUUUUUCUGCUGUGUUACUACGGUAACAAGCUGAUCGUUGCGAGCUCACAAAUUCCCUACAGUGCCUUCGAGGGACAGUGGAUCGGAGCGUCCGUUGCUUACCAGAGAUCGUUGCUGUUCGUCAUGUUACGCUCAACGACGGUGCAGAAGCUUACGGCGCUGAAAUUCUCCAUCGUUUCGCUGGCCAGUUAUUCGAAGAUCCUUAGCACAUCAUUCUCGUACUUUACGUUGCUGAAAGCUAUCUACGAACCCAAUGAGAAGAAUGUGAAGUAAGCGUACCACCCGGCCACCACAACAAAACCAUCCAACGUAGUCGAACUAGAGUCGAAACGGACGAAAUAAAAACAGUUUACCAAGCAAAAUUAGUCGACCGCGCCACCAUUUCUUCCAA
Molecule: messenger RNA, 2224 nt
Organism: Anopheles stephensi (Asian malaria mosquito)
Lineage: Eukaryota; Metazoa; Arthropoda; Insecta; Diptera; Culicidae
Product: odorant receptor 85c-like
Exons: 3
Coding region: 727-2106 (459 amino acids)
Biological process (GO): sensory perception of smell; detection of chemical stimulus involved in sensory perception of smell
Cellular component (GO): plasma membrane
Molecular function (GO): olfactory receptor activity; odorant binding
Source: RefSeq, a predicted model, not a curated record